Molecule: messenger RNA, 3348 nt
Organism: Linepithema humile (Argentine ant)
Lineage: Eukaryota; Metazoa; Arthropoda; Insecta; Hymenoptera; Formicidae
Source: RefSeq, a predicted model, not a curated record
ACACAGCAAAUCUCCAAAUUAGAACAUCAUCCCAUAUGUUUAGUGAUGUUAAAUUCCAGGAGCACGAAACAUCAGAACUCAUUCGGCAGACCAGACGACAUCGUCGCCGCCGAGACGCUAGCGAAUCACGUACGAUGUAACAACUCCUUCGUACACGCCGUGUUCCAAGCACAGUUCCGGUCUAGUCUAACUUGUCCAAGAUGUCAUCGGCAAUCGAACACCUUUGACCCCUUUCUGUGCGUGUCAGUGCCAGUGCCGCAGAAUCAUCGCCAGAUGAAUCUCUAUGUAAAUGUCCUCUACACAUCCCAACAACCGCGGCAAGUCAAAAUCGGCGUCAGCGUAAAUCAAGCGGCCAAUGUGAGAGAGCUGAGAGAAAUUCUGGCUAGCGACACCGGUGUAGAUGAAAAUCAUAUGCUACUGACCGAAAUUCAUGACGAAGGAUUUCAUAGAACCUUCUCCGACUGUCAACCUCUAUCCGUAAUCAUGGAGAACGAUCCGCUUUAUUGCAUCGAGUUGCCGCAGCUGAAGGAACCUACGGAACAAGCGUACAUCUUGUUAGUGUGGAUCAACGUCCUCGUAAAGGGCGAUCUGAGACAACGUUUUGGCAGCCCGUACACGAUGCAGGUGUCGCGCGAGACAUCCUACGAGGAUCUACAGAAACUUUUGCUGAAGGAGAUGCACAGCACGCUGGCGGACGACGUUCUCACGACCAGCCAGAGCCCAGGGCUCUUCAAUAUUCGCGUAGCGGAUCCAGCGGCGACGCCGAUCCAAGAUGAACAUCCUUGCAUCGAUCCUUGCGUGGAGCAUCCGCUUUACACGGAGCAGAUUGAGCAGGCGUUGGCCCUUUGCGCCGACGACUCGGGUCCGCAGCAUGUAAAGUUGAUUCUCGAGUGGGACGAAGCCACGAAGCGAAACAUUAUACAGGACGACAGCGAUCAGAUCGAGGAGCACGCCAGUGUGAAACAAUUGAAGACCAAUUCCGAACUGGGCGGCGCUGUCACUCUGGAGGAGUGUUUCGAUCUGUACACGCGAGCGGAGAUACUGGGCGCGGAGGAUGCGUGGCAUUGUCCCUACUGCAACAAAAAGCAGGAGGUUGUGAAAAAAUUAGGCCUCUGGUCGCUGCCCGAUAUAUUGGUCAUACAUUUGAAAAGGUUUCGUCAGCAGUCUAAGCAGCGGUCAACGUCCAAGCUAACUAUGCUGGUGGACUUCCCUUUGUACGGCUUCGACAUGACACCGCACCUCGCUCACAAUGGCGUCCAGACGGCGCAUAACAAUGUUACUAGCUUAGGCGGUCUGGGCUGGUCGCCUUGGAAAAAGCCGCGGCCGCGGCAACACAAUUUUCCCAAGUACGACGAGAAUGUUUAUGAUCUCUACGCGAUAUGCAACCAUCACGGGCAGGAUCUUCAGGGCGGGCAUUACACGGCGUUUUGCAGGAAUCCGUACGACACGCAAUGGUACUGCUUCGACGACACGCGUGUCGAAGCGGUCAACGACACGAAUCUUAUUACGAAUUCGGCGUACAUGUUGUUUUAUCAGCGGAGAGGCUUGUGCAAUAACUCCACAGGAAAUUCGUCCGCGGCGUCUACGAGCUCAGCUGGUUCCGGUCUGGAUCACUGGGUGUCGAAGAUGCCACCGUUUUAUUUCAACAAUAAAAGCGCCAGUGACAUGACGAACAACAAGCAAAGUAAAUCGCAAGAGAUACUGUGUCAGGAGAAGAUCGUCGAGGAGAAGAACAUGACUAAUUUCACUCGAGGUUGUGGCAAUUACGCGACUCUGCAGCCAAAGAAGAGGAACGCGGCGACGGAAACCGAUAUCGGGCAGAUCGAUCACUAUUCGGACGACGAGGCACCUUGUAGAAGAGAAUGGGCUUCUCCGAAACCCGUACGGAAAACCUCAUCCAUCACGUUGACGCCACACAUACCGCCAGCUAUAAUCCAGAAUGCUAGCAGCGAUCCAAAUACAACAGUGAUACACGAAUCUACGUUGUAACACACGAUAUAAGCCAGACUGAGAAGUCUGGCUCGAGCGAUGCUCAAUGUACAGUGCCUGGUGUGCCGUGAUGUUUGACCAACAUCGAGUGGCGAGAUAAAACAAGAACAAUUCUGGUAGAAUACAAAUCUGUUAUUUUUCGAUUACCCGAUAGGGACGAUAUAUACUUAGAGACAAGGGGAAAAAAAAAAUCGUUCCUUCGAAUUUAUAUAGGAAUGCUUUUUCGUACUACGGAUGCCGAAACGGAUAACGAAUUUUAGCAGCGUGCUUGUCUCUCCGCGUGUUAUUUCGGGAAGUGUGAUAAAUUUACACACCGGCGACUUUUUCAGGACGAUAGAAAUACGAGGCAUUAGUAAUUUUUGUAAUUGUAAUACCAUGUUUGUAUACAGCUCGCGUGGAUUGUAUAUGAUAGCUGCUAAGAUAGCUUUUUAAAAGAAGACAAAUCUUAUACUCAGUAUAUGAAGAAUCGCGUAUUCUUAAGAAAAAAAACCUCUAGUGUUUAUUAAUAAUAAUAAUAUCUAAUUAGACCUUCUCUCUCGAUGCAAUAGACAACUAAAUUCUACAUAUGUCCAGAGGGAAAGGAAGCUAUUUCCAGAGCUACAAUUUGUGCAAUUACAAUUUGUCUAUAAUGUCGUUAUGUCAACGUGGUUCGCAUUGUGUCAAUUCUUUCUUACAAUGAAAGUAUAUGACAAUAACGAGAAAUUUUUAUGUUACAGAUUUUACAUCGACGCGUCUCGUUUUUGUUUUUUUUCUUUUUUUUUCUUUUUCAGAAUCGGUCGUUUCUGGACAUACUUUGUAGCUAUAAACGAUUGCUUUGAAUCUAUGCUUAAUUGUAAUAUUUAUAUUAUACCUGUAUCAUCCACUAGUGGCCUUAUCUAAAUAAUUAAUACUGAUACACGUCAUUACUAAGCAUAUUAAUCACACUUAUUACUUAGAGCAUUUUAUUUUAGAUAUCGAGAUUGUUUUGCAAUAAUUUUGCAAAGCCGGGCUAUAAUAUUAGUUUUGCAAUCCUUGUCUGAUCUACAUUAUUUAGGAAGCACUGUAAGUGUUACAUCAUUUGAAUUCUUCCAAGGUCUCUGUGGAUACAAUACUCCACUAACGCUAAAAAGAAUGAUUUGUUUUAGUACAGAAGAGCUUUUUCUAUAUAGAAUGAUCCAUGUAAAGUGUUGCGCAAGCUGUUUUCUCGGAAACUAUUAAAAUUAGCAACAAAUUUUUUUCUUCUAGGAUACUCUAGUAACUUUUGGGAAAACAGCUCGCAAAACACUUGUGUGCGUGAAACACUCUUGCAAUGAGUGUAUGAAUAUACACCAAUUAGGGGAAAGGGUGGCGUAAGACGGACCCUCUAAGCGAAAAUGGCCA